AUGGAUAUUGAAAUGGUGAAGUGUGAAUGUUGUGGAUUGAAAGAAGAUUGCACACAGGAAUACAUAAGUGAAGUGAAGGCAAAAUUUGAUGGUAAAUGGCUAUGUGGCUUGUGUUCGGAAGCCGUAAGAGAUGAAGUUAACAAAGGGAAUAAAGAGUUUGUAAUGGAAGAAGCUGUUAAGGCUCACAUGUCAUUUUGUCGCAAAUAUAAGUCGAAUCCAGCCAUUCAAGUUGCUGAUGGGAUGAGGCAAAUGCUAAGGAGAAGGUCCGGUACUGAUUUAUCUUCUUCUUCUUCUUCUUCAAAGAAAUAUUCAAGAUCUGCUACGAGUUCUUAUUACUAG
Fraxinus pennsylvanica is the source of this 339-nucleotide messenger RNA. NCBI's taxonomy places the organism in Eukaryota, Viridiplantae, Streptophyta, Magnoliopsida, Lamiales, Oleaceae. The record is from the annotation of a GenBank genome assembly.